AUGCCCGGAGCGAAGCUGGGGGCCACGGGGUGCCACUUCUCCUGGAGCAAAACCCGCCUUGACGCAAGGAAGGGCACGGCCGUCCAGUCUGCUCACGUUCUCUCCAUGGACGAAAUGUCCAGGGAGCAUUGCAGGACCCGACAGGAAGUCUGCGGGAUGUUAAAAGGUCCUACGCCACUGGGAAUUCGGGAUUCUGGGAAGCAGCGGGGCCCAACUCUGUCCUCUCGGGAAGCACCGGAUCCCCAUUUUGAAGCCCUGGAUCCCCUUCAGUCCACUUCCUCCGCUCCCUCGCACGAGCUGCAGGACGCCGCCGGCGGAAAUCUAGAUAUCAGGCCGACCGCUUCCAUCUUCAUCUCAUCCUUGCCUGCUCGAACUCCGCCCGGCGACACGAUUUCUCCCUGCAACGGCGACGACAGCAGCAGUGACAACAGCCACCGGACGGACGGACGGGCGGGGACCACCCCCAGAGUCCCCCCAGAAUCCCUCCCAGCCUCGCGGCCCCUAGGCCGGAGUGGGACGGCAGCCAUGGAGCAAUGGUACGGCGCCCGGCUUGGCAAAUACCGUUUGAAAAAGGAAAACGCAAACGGCCGGCCCCCCCGAUUCCCCGGCGAGGACGGCCACCUGACGGUGGAAGACCUGGAAUUCCUGGAGAACGUGAGCUUCCCCUACAACGCCACGGACUGGGCCGACUCGACGUGCUGCCCGUCCCCGCCGUGCGGGCCGGAGGCUCGCCUGGCGGUGGACCGGGGCCUGCUGCCGGCCCUGUACGGGCUCCUGUUCCUGCUGGGCCUGCUGGGCAACGGGGCGGUGGCGGCCGUGCUGCUGGGCCGCCGCGGGCCCCCCCUGGGCGGCACGGACACCUUCCUCCUGCACCUGGUGGCGGCCGACGCCCUGCUGGUCCUCACCCUCCCGCUGUGGGCGGCGGAGGCCGCCCGCGGCUGGCUGUUCGGGGCGGCCCUCUGCAAGCUGGCCGGGGCCCUCUUCAGCGUCAACUUCUACGCGGGCGCCUUCCUGCUGGUCUGCAUCGGCUUCGACCGCUACCUGGGCGUGGUGCGGGCCCCGCGGCUGUACCGCUGGGGUCCCCGGGGCCGGGCCCCGCGGACGUGCUGGGCCGUCUGGGGCCUCUCGGCCCUCCUGGCCCUGCCGGACCUGCUGUUCCUGUCGGCCCGGGCCGAGCCGCGCCUCAACGCCACGCGCUGCCUGCACCUCUUCCCCCCGGCCGGGCGGACGGCCCUGCAGCUGCUGCAGUUCGGGGCCGGCUUCCUGCUGCCGCUGCUGGCCAUGGGCUACUGCUACGCCCGCAUCCUGGCCGUCCUGCUGGGCUCCCGGGGCCGGGGCCGGCGGCGGCGGCGGGCCACGCGGCUGGUGGUGGCCGUGGUGGCCGUCUUCGCGCUCUGCUGGACCCCCUACCACCUGGUGGUCCUGGCCGACGUCCUGGUGGACCUGGGCGCCCUGGCGCGCGACUGCGGGCGGGAGGCCCGGCUGGACGCCGCCCGCUCCGUGGCCUCGGGCCUGGGCUACCUCCACAGCUGCCUCAACCCGCUGCUCUACGCCUUCGUGGGCGACAAGUUCCGGGCCCGCCUGCGGCUGCUCUUGGCCCGCUGGGGCUACCCCGGGGAGGGCCGGAGGUGGGGCGCCUCCGACUCCUCCCGCUCCGAGCCCACCGAGGCCACCCACUCGGCCCCCGAGGCGGCGCCCACCGGGGGUGGGAGAAGAAGGCCGGACGAGCCGGACCCCUGA
This is a messenger RNA of Tachyglossus aculeatus (Australian echidna), 1740 nucleotides long. It is a transcript of the gene CXCR3, whose product is annotated as C-X-C motif chemokine receptor 3. The transcript is spliced from 7 exons. The record is from RefSeq and is a predicted model, not a curated record. NCBI's taxonomy places the organism in Eukaryota, Metazoa, Chordata, Mammalia, Monotremata, Tachyglossidae. Gene Ontology annotation, biological process: chemotaxis; regulation of leukocyte migration; immune response. Gene Ontology annotation, molecular function: C-X-C chemokine receptor activity. The coding region runs from base 1 to 1740 and encodes 579 amino acids. Gene Ontology annotation, cellular component: membrane.